Drosophila kikkawai is the source of this 4016-nucleotide messenger RNA. RefSeq names its product balbiani ring protein 3. The record is from RefSeq and is a predicted model, not a curated record. Gene Ontology annotation, molecular function: chitin binding. Lineage: Eukaryota; Metazoa; Arthropoda; Insecta; Diptera; Drosophilidae. Gene Ontology annotation, cellular component: extracellular region.
CCGACACAAGAGGAAUACAAGUGAAGAUGAAAGUUACUCUGCUAGCUAUUGUGGCACUCACUACAGUGGUUAGCCUGGUGGGAGCCGCCGAUCCUGAAUGCAUUUACCGCAAGAUACGCGGCCUCUCGACCCACUGGCCGAAUCCUAGGAGCUGUUCCAGCUACUAUCGCUGCUCCAACAAGAGCACCGUUCGCUCGGUGACGUGUCCAGCGGGCAAGGAGUACAACCCAAAGACCGGCAAGUGCUCCAGCGCCAAGCGCGGCCUGUGCAAGCUGAGCCUUGCGGCUCCUCUUGCUGAUGCCGUCAAUGUGUGCUCCACAGAGGUAAAUGGCGCCUACUUGGCCAAGUCUGGUUACUGCGGCGAAUUCUACAUCUGUGACGAGCAGACUGCCUACCCACAAAAGUGCGAGUCCGGCAGCUACUUCAAUCUCACGGAAAGCGCCUGCGUUCCGGAUUCGGAUGAUUCGUGCUGGCAGAACCUGUGCGUGGGUAAGGCCAGUGGCGCCUUUAUCUCCAACCCUGAAAGCUGCGGCAGCUACUAUGUGUGCUCGGACGCGGGUGCCACACUCCAAACCUGCCCCCAGGGCAGCUACUUUGACACCUCCUUUGCCGCCUGUGUGGUGGAUGAGGGAAACUCCCAUUGCUGGGUCAACUACUGCAUUGGCAAGAGCGAUGGCUCGACUGUGGCCGAUAAGAGCAACUGCUCUGUGUUUUACGUGUGCUCCGAUAAUACAGCCACCUAUCAGGUGUGCCCGGAAGGUAGCUACUUCGAGAGCAAUAACUGGGAAUGUGUUCCUGGAACUUGUCCCACGGAGCCCUGCGAAGAUACGACCACCACUACGGAGCCCUGCGAGGAGGAUACCACCACGACCACGGAGCCAUGCAAUGAGGAUACCACCACUACCACAGAAUCCCCAACUGGCUGCGAUUGCGGUGCCAUCAAGAACGCCGAGUUCAUUCCUGAUCCUGAAAACUGCCGUAAGUACUUCAUCUGCAUCGAUGGCGUCCUGGUAGCAGGAGACUGCGGCAAGGGCAACCUGUUCAACUCCACCCUAACCGUAUGCAUUGUGGACGAUAAAAACGAGUGCUGCGUGGCGGACUGCACAGAGGGAGACAUGAAGGUGAAUGUCCAGGACUGUACCCAGUACUUCAAGUGCCAGAAUGGCGACUGGGUGGCCGAGUCCUGUGCUCCAGGCAGUUAUUAUAAUACCAACCUAGACGUAUGCCAAGCGGAUAUCGAUGGAGUGUGCAUCGACUCCACUACUACCACCACACCCAAUCCUCUCUCGACCAGCACUGCAAUCCCAUCAGCUGGCCAGUGCAAUGCUCGUGAUCCGCCAGCCAGUGGCAAGAACUGCUGGAGCUACUCGGCCUGCAUCAAUGGCCAGUGGCAGGAGGAGACUUGCCUCAACGAUUAUUACUUUGAUGCCGCCACGGGCAUUUGCCGCGAGGACACCAACAAUGCCUGCCCUGAGAACAGAUCCAGCGGAUCGCGCCAGAAGAGAAGCGUUGACCCGGAGCCAACGGACUGCAACUGCGAGGGCGGAAUUGAGCAGGGCAGCAUCGUGGCCCAUCCCACCGAUUGCGACAAGUAUCUGACCUGCGAAAAUGGCCAGCUAGUGGAGGGAACCUGCGGCGUGGGAAAUGUCUUCAAGAACUGCAGCGGCGUCUGUGCUGUGGACACUGGUGCCACCUGCUGGGUGUGCGCCAACAAGCCCAAUGGCUUCCAAAUGGUCAAUCCCACUGACUGCACCAGCUACAUAACCUGCUGGAAUGGCCUGGCCACGGAGCAUACUUGUCCCUCUGGCCAGUGGUACACUGGUGAUGGUGAGUGUGCCAUUGAUGUGUCUGCCAGAUGCAUUAAUCCUUGCACCUGCGGCACCGGCAAUGUGGCUCAUCCCAUUUGCACGGAUUACUAUCAAUGCCUGGAUGGAGUUGCCCAGGUGGUGGAGUGCCCCACUGGCCAGGCCUUUAACUCGUCUAGUGGUCAGUGCUCCGCUUCGGUGGAGUGUUCGGCUUUGAAUUGCGCCACUGCCAGUGAUGGUACCACAUAUCCAGUGGCCGGUGACAGCAGCAGGUUCUAUAUAUGCCUCAACCAGCAGGCCACCAUCGCAGCCUGUCCAUCUAAUUCUGUAUAUGAGGCCAUUUUGGGUAUUUGCCAAAUUCAACCGAGUUGCCAGUGCGACCAAAGCUUCUGCGCAACUGCCGCCGAGGACAAGACCUAUCCCUCUCUGGGCAAUGACACCUCCACCUUCUGCAUUUGCCAAAACGGCGGUGGUUAUAUUAACUCUUGUCCUGCUGGACUUUAUUACAAUGCCACCGAGGAGAUGUGCGAUUUCACUGGCAACUGUGAUCCCCAAGUCUGCACGGGAGAGUCGGAGUACUAUGUCUCCCCGGACUACCUCGACCCGAAUAGCUUCUGCCUGUGCCGCGCUGGCGAACCCAUAGCAGUGCCUUGCCCUAUUGGCUAUACUUUUGACUUGCAAGAACUAGAGUGCGUGCUCAUUCCUCAGCCAGAUCCACGUUGUUGCCGCAAUGGCUGCGUGGGCAAGGCGGACUACCAAACCCUUCCAGCCGUGGACACCACCGAUGGCUUCUGCAUCUGCGUGGAUGAGGUUCCGCAGUACAACAACUGCCCCGAUAACUCCAAAUAUAACUCUUCGCUGGGCAGCUGCGUGCCCGUCCCUGUCACUUGCCCUGUGAAUUCCUGCAAUCCUAACUUGUGCGAUAACACUGAAGACUACAAGGUGUACCCCGCUGAGGGCGAUUCAUCUGGCUUUUGCUACUGCCUAAACGACUGCCCAGUCUUCUUUGAGUGCCCCGAUGAUUGGGUCUAUGACGAAGAUCUAGGAGCUUGCCAGGAACCAGUGGAUCCUUGUGCCGUAGCCAAGUGCAAUGCCACCGAGUGUGACAUCCUCUCUGAAUACACACCCUAUUUGCCAAACGAUGGACUCGAUGGCUUCUGCUAUUGUGAGGGUGGAAUGCCCAUUUACAGCGAGUGUCCUGAGGGUCAGACUUUCGAAGUGUCUUUAGGUUUAUGCGAGACGAAAACGAAUGGCUGCGUCUCCAGCGACUGCGAUGCUAGCAAGUGCUCCUGCAUGGCUGACUACGAGGCCUUCCCCACGAUUAAUAACGACAGCUCUGCCUUCUGCUACUGUGAUAAUGGGGAAGUCAACCUGGGACAAUGCAGCCCUGAUAUGGUAUUCCUGCCUGAUCAAGGACGUUGCGGCGUCUUAGCGGCUUCCGAGUGCGUCUGUGAGGCAGGUAAAUGCGUCUCCGAUGACUACUACGCCUACGCCGCUUUGAACACCACUCAGGGCUUUUGUCUCUGUGUGGCCGGCAGUCCUGUAUUCAAGGAUUGCCCCGCCGGUGAGAGCUACGACAGUGCCCUCGGCAUCUGUCAGGUACCAACCGUCAAGAUCGUCUCAUCCAGCGCCUGUGAUGCCACCCGAUGCCUGACCCGUGAAACGGUCACCGCCGUCUUUGCCGCCUUGAAUACCACUACUGGCUUCUGCACCUGCGAGGAUGUGGGCCUAUCCAUUUUCCACCUCUGCGGGGAGGGUCAGGAGUUUGACAUUGUCAAGGGCUUGUGUGCCAUAAAGGAUAACAUCAUGAUGAUUGCUUGCAACCUGCAAGAGUGCCAUAAGAGAAGUCGCUUCGAGCCAUUCGCCGCCCAAAACCUGGAUACUGGAUUCUGCUCGUGCGAUGAUGAGGAGAAAAUCAGUGUGACCUAUCAUCCCUGCCCCGAUGGCCAGACAUUCUCGCCGGAACUGGGCCUGUGCGGUAGCCAUGCUAUCCAAAAGCGAUCCCUGGAGACGGAGGAAAACGUAAGGUCCAUGUCCUUGUUCAAGAGAUUCUUCCAUAAAAUCUUCUAAGCUAGGUCAAUACUAGCUCCUUGUAAUCCUUAAUAUUCUACCUAUGACAUUAGUUGUUAUUUAUGAGUUACGUUUAAUGUGAAUGUUCCGCUUGUUCCACUUCUAUACGUAUAAAUACCCAAUUAUAAUGUACUCUAACCA